Molecule: messenger RNA, 2671 nt
Organism: Siniperca chuatsi (mandarin fish)
Lineage: Eukaryota; Metazoa; Chordata; Actinopteri; Centrarchiformes; Sinipercidae
Product: thioredoxin-interacting protein-like
Exons: 7
Coding region: 1114-2391 (425 amino acids)
Biological process (GO): protein transport
Cellular component (GO): cytoplasm
Molecular function (GO): ubiquitin protein ligase binding
Source: RefSeq, a predicted model, not a curated record
CUAACAGACUGGGACUAAAGCUAACAGGUCCCAGGUCAUGAUAUCAUGCUAACAGACUGGGGCUAAAGCUAACAGGUCCCAGGUCAUGAUACCAUGCUAACAGACUGGGGCUAGAGGUUUCAGUCAUCGUCCUCACCAGGUGAUGGUCGUAGAAGACAUGGAAAUAAAGAAACAGCACUGUUGUUGUAUUGCAGAGUAGAGUAGUCAGUCCUAGUGUUGUUAUAAGUGAGGAAAACUGUAACAUCUGCUAAUUUCAGUUCAACUUUAUUGUCAGACUCAGUCUGUUUGUUCUAAGAUAACCCAGUUUGGCUGCUUAGCUAACUUGGACAAGCAACACAAAGGUUAUCUUACUACUUUAUUGUUUGUAUUUUCAAACAAUAUGUUUUAGUUUUAAUGUUACAAGAGUAAAGGCUAAAUAUCAGGACCGAGCGGCUAACGUUAGCCUAAACUCUGAUAGCAUGCAGGGCCCGCUCCCAGCCAGCGGAUGCUCCAGUCCUGAACAACCUGAAUAUUAAAACAUGAUGUAGUAUGAAAUUAUGAAAUAAAAUGCUACUUUGGUGGAUUUCUUCACAUAACCAGAUAUUAAUAGACGCCUCGCAGUUUAUUGUUGUUAUUGCAGCCGCUGGACAGUAAAUCUGUUUCUAUUCUCACUCUGAUGACUCCGCUGCAGGCCCCGCCCCCCGCGGCACGAGCUGUCCACGCGUCCUCUCUGCACUCUGAUUGGCUAUAUUCACCCAAACAGCCCGUGCUAGCCAAUCAGACAGCUCCACCCUCCAGCGGCUCGGGGUGUCCACGCUCUGAGCGCGUGCUGCUCGGUGAGAGGUAACGGGACACCGGGACUCCCUCCGCCGGUAUAAAACGGACCUCAAACUGUUUACCGACACAGAAACUAACGGCAAAUAACACGGUUUACAUUUAUCUCAAAUAUAUCUCGUUUUAAUUCGGUUUUUCUUUAUUAUUAAUCGACAUUCGAUCGGAUUUCAUUAAAUGUAUGUAAAUAUUAAUACAAUCGUAUUUUAUUUUCAAUCUAAUUAAAUUUGAUUAGUUUUAUUUUUUAUUCCAUAAAUCUUGACCAUCAUCGCCGGUACCAGUGUCCCGGUACCGUUUACCAUCAUGGUUCUGUCUCCGGUGAACAAGCUCAAAGUCUUCCAGCUGGUCUUCUCGGAUCCCGGCCGGUCCUUCUACAGCAGCGGGGAGAAGCUGUCCGGCUCCGUGCUGCUGGAGGCGGCUCAGCCCUGCAGGGUGACCGGCCUCAGGGUCACCGCCGCCGGCUGCGCCCGGGUGGACCACCGCGGCGGGAAGAACCGCAAGAACCGCAGCCAGGAGGUGGAGUACCUGAAGUACGAGGAGGAGCUGCGGCUGCAGGAGCAGCUCAGCAGAGACGCAGACGGCUGCUUCCUGCUGCAGCCGGAUAAAACGUACAGCUUCCAGUUCGGCUUCCAGCUGCCUGCGGCCGGGUGUCUGGUGUCGUCCUAUAAAGGAAAGUUUGGCUACGUCCGUUACUACGUGCAGGCGGAGCUGGACAGGCCUUCCCAGCGUGCUUUGCAGUGUGAGAGGGAGUUCGAGGUGGAGGAGCCGCUGGACGUCAACCGCCCCGACCUGCUGGUACGAAAACACACGAACACACGAGACUUCAACACGUUUCAGGAUCCCGAUGAUUCAGAUUUCCUUCCUGCAGUCGUCGUUUCACUUCAGGCUCCGGCUGCAGCCUCCAAACAGAAGAAAGUCACCUGCAUGUUCAUCCCCGACGGACAGGUGUCCAUCAGCGCUCAGAUCGACAGGAAGGGAUUCUGCGAGGGAGAAGACAUCAACAUCAACGCCAAGUUUGAGAACACCUGCUCGCGUAUCGUAGUGCCGAAGGCCGCCAUCAUGGCCAAACACUCGUACGUCGCUGACGGACGCACCAAGGUUUUGAAUCAGAAACUGUCGGCGGUUCGAGGAAACCACAUCAUCUCCGGGAUGUGCGACAUGUGGCAGGGGAAGACCAUCAGAGUCCCCAAACUGAAGCCGUCACUGCUCGGCUGUGACAUCAUCAAGGUGGACUACGCCCUCAUGAUCUACCUGCACAUCCCCGGCAGCGAGAAGCUGAUCCUGGAGCUGCCUCUGGUCAUCGGUACGAUCCCGUUCAGCGGCGUCGGCAGCAGGACGAGCAGCAUGAGCAGCUGGUCCUCCUUGCCCUCAGCCCCCCCCAGCUACAGCAACAUCCACAGAGACCUGAGAGUGGACGGCCCCCGCACCCCGCUGCUCCUCGACUACGACGGCGGGGAGGACGACGAGGACGAGGGGGGGCUCUUAAUGAGAGCACCUGAACUGCACUACCCCCCUCCCCCCGCAUACAGCGAGGUGGAUCAGGGCGCCGCGAGCCCUCCGCAGGUUGUUCAGGUCUUCUGAGUACGACUUCCUGUCCAACCGCACGGUCUCGCCGCCGCGACGGGACCGAACCCCUGAAGACUGAGCUCGACCGCCCCGUCAGUCAUUCUCACAGUGAGCUCCAUGACGACGACGACGACUCGGCAGUUUGUUUUGUAGAUAAAAACAGAGGAAACGUUUUGUUGUGAAAAGUUGUUUUUAAUAUUUGGGGUUUUUUAUACGAAUGUUACAGGAAGUUAGUUUUGUAUAUUAUGUAAAUAAGAGCAUUUAUUUUUUUACACAAUAAAUGAGUUUAACAUGA